Messenger RNA from Pungitius pungitius (ninespine stickleback), 1919 nucleotides. It is a transcript of the gene sinhcafl, whose product is annotated as SIN3-HDAC complex associated factor, like. The record is from RefSeq and is a predicted model, not a curated record. Gene Ontology annotation, cellular component: Sin3-type complex. The coding region runs from base 264 to 944 and encodes 226 amino acids. Gene Ontology annotation, biological process: negative regulation of cell migration. The transcript has 6 exons. Lineage: Eukaryota; Metazoa; Chordata; Actinopteri; Perciformes; Gasterosteidae.
CUACGCCUCCCGUCAUUCAUGUCUUUUGAAGUGUACGCGAGGAAAGCAGCGAUUGGUUGGAUCCCUGUUCAAACUCAACGGCUGCACUCCCUAUAUGGUCAUUGUACGCGCAGCCCUUUCAUUCCAGCUUUUUAUGCUAAUGAUAUUCUAAUCGACAGCUGUAUGCAGUAGUAGUAAGAGCAUGCGCAGUGAGGGAAAAGAAUACGGCGAAGAUUCAAAGUUUUUGUUCCAUUUUUGCCAAAACACCGACCCACAAACAGAUUAUGUUUGGCUUUCACAAGUCAAAGAUCUACCGGAGUAACGACGGCUGUUGCAUCUGCAAGACCAAGUCUUCCAGCUCACGCUUCACGGACAGCAGUCGAUAUGAAGAAACCUUCGAGCUGUGUUUCGGGCUGUCAGAAGAUCGUGUUGGAGACAUUUGCAAUGCCUGUGUGUUGCUUGUGAAGAGGUGGAAGAAGCUACCUAAUGGCUCCAAGAAGAAUUGGAACCACGUGGUGGAUGCCCGUGCUGGACCAGGCUUCAAGAUGACAAAGCCCAAGAAGAUCAAGAACAGUGAUGGGAAGAAGAAAAGCAAGCUGAAGAAGCUUCAUAAAUUGAAGAGACAAACAGACUCCGAUGCCCACAGCACAACAUCCAGUGUAUCUCCAGCACAGUCGCCCAGUUACAGCAACCAGUCAGACGACGGCUCAGACAUCGAGUCCAAGCAAAGACGCCCGACUCCCUCCAUCUUCUCUUUCCUGGACCGCUCGUACUGGAAAAGGCAGAAGGUGUGCUGUGGCAUCGUCUACAAGGGGCGGUUUGGAGAGGUGAUUAUUGAUCCUCGGCUCUUUAAGCCUUGCUGCAGUUCCAAAAAACAGAAGACCCUGGUGUCCACGCAAGUGGCCACGCACCUCCCGGACACACUUCCUCCACAAGUCGCAGAAGACGUGAAAGAAACCUGGUGAUUGCUUUUGUUGACUCCCCUGUAGGGUUAUCCAUGGCAUCCACCUGGAUUUGUCUCCAGUGGCAGACCUCCCAUUUCCACCCAUCCUAUUAGCUCAAAUAGUUAGAUGUUUCUUUUCUGUGUACUUCCUUUUUAUAUGGGUGUCUUUUUUUUUAAAAUCCUUUUGUAUAGAGUUGAUUUUGAUUUAUUUUUUUUUAUUGAAAGAAAAACAAUUGCAAUGGGCAUUAGUGUUAUUUAUAGGUUGAGGGAGCAAAUUUUGUCGGUCCGUUUAUGAUUUGGUAUUGUUUCGGUUAUUUUUGUACUAAGUGAUCAAAGUUUUGUAAAUAUUUUGUCACCUUUUAUACAUAUCAGGAUUGUUCAGUUUUUUUUUUUAAUUGUAACUGCACAUGAAACACAAGCUAGUCAUAUUCCAGGAUUUUUGUUGCUGUUGGAGUGGCUUUCCAACAUGUUGCAAUGUUUUGUCUGUUCCACAUGUGCAACAGUGUAAGUCUGUAGGAUUUUUAGUACAAAAAUGGCUGUUUGUUACCCCAGGGAUCAUUAGAACUACUGUUCUCUAUACAUUUAUAGUGAUUUUAGUGUUUGAAUAGAUAAAAACACUCACUUUCUGAAAUAUUUCACAGCUUACGCAUGCAACAUUUUUGAAAUGCUCCAUUUUGAUUUUCUCAUUAGCUGGUGCACAUUAACUCCGAUCUAUGCGGUUAUACCAUGCAUGCAGUGCAUUCCUCCACCCUGUUGGAAUGGCAAGUGAUUUAUUUCUUUUGUACAGCCUCCAAUGAAAUGCCAUUUUGUAAAGCAAAUGUUUUUAAAAUUAAUUUUGUAAUUAUUGUCAGUGUUUCUGCUCUUAAAUCGCCCGUAAAUCAAAAUCUUUUUUUAAAUGACACGACUAGCAAGCUAAUACAUCUGUAAGAAAAUGUUCUUGUGUAUCUGAAAGGUGCUGAAAAGCUGUACUUUUAAGCUGGUUCAUCAUUUUCUCGAA